AUGGAGCCCAAACUUCUCUCCUUAGCUGUCCUCUUCCUGGCCGUGCGGUGCGCCGCGUCCCUGCCCUGCCCUAGUCGAUGCCUUUGCUUUAAAACCACCAUCCGCUGCAUGCACUUGAUGCUGGAUCACAUCCCCAGGGUGCCUCAGCAGACAUCAGUCCUUGACUUAAAGCUGAACCGUACCAGGCAGCUGCUUCCACAGGAUAUAUUUAAAAAAUUAAAGCAGCUUUCUGCGCUGCUUCUGAAUAACAACCAAAUCAAGAAGAUUUCAAGAAAUGCUUUUGAAGGGCUUGAAAAUCUGCAAUACCUUUACUUGUACAAGAAUGAAAUCCACACAAUAGACCAGCACGCAUUUAAAGGACUUGGAUCAUUGGAGCAGCUGUAUAUUCACUUCAAUCAAAUAGAAACAGUCAAGCCAGAAACCUUCAGAGACCUCCCAAAAUUAGAAAGAUUAUUUCUGCAUAACAAUAAGUUGUCUAAGAUCCCAGCUGGAAGUUUUUCUCAUCUGGAUUCACUAAAGAGGCUACGCUUGGACUCUAAUGCCUUAGUUUGUGACUGUGAAUUAACGUGGUUGGCUGAACUAAUAAAAGAAUAUACCAGAAAUGGAAAUACUCAAGCUGCUGCCAACUGUGAAUAUCCCAAGAGACUUCAGGGCAGGUCUAUUGCAUCGUUAAUAGUGGAAGAAUUCAACUGUGAGAAACCUCGUAUUACUUCUGAGCCACAGGAUGCUGAUGUUACCCCAGGGAAUACUGUCUACUUUACUUGCAAAGCAGAAGGAAAUCCUAAACCCAAGAUAAUUUGGAUACGUAACAACCACUCGUUGGAUAUGAAAGAUGACAGGCGGUUGAAUUUGCUUGAAGAUGGGACCCUCAUGAUUCAGAAUACCAGAGAAUCUGACCAAGGCGUCUAUCAAUGUAUGGCCCGGAAUGUGGCAGGCGAAGUCAAGACACAGAGUGCUUUCCUCAGAUACUCCAGUGUUCCAACCAAGCCCAGUUUUAUCAUUCAACCCCAGAAUACAGAGGUAUUAGUUGGCACCAGCACCACUUUGGAAUGCAUGGCCACAGGCCACCCCCAACCUCACAUCAGCUGGACGAGAGGAAAUGGAGAGUUGCUGGAUGAAUCCAGGUACAACAUCACUUCUUCUGGAGGACUUUUCAUUCAGAACGUUACAUUGCAGGACCACAAUCAGUUUAUCUGCCAUGCUCAUAACAACCAGGGCUCUAUCCAAGCAUCAGCAAAUAUUAUUGUUCAAGCUCCUCCGCAGUUUACAGUAAGUCCCUACAAUCAGGUGGCAAUAGAAGGGCGCACGGUAGAUUUCCAGUGUGAAGCAGAUGGUAAUCCUCUUCCUGUGAUUGCCUGGACCAAAUCAGGAAGUCAGCUGCCUCCUGAUGGACGCCACACAGUGCUCUCAUCUGGAACAUUGCGUAUUAUACAUGUGGCCCAACAUGAUCAAAGCCAGUAUGAAUGCCAAGCUGUCAGUGCUUUGGGUGUAAGGAGAGUGACCGUCCAGCUGAAUGUGCAACCCAAAGCUCUGCCAGUAUUUUCUCAACUUCCACAAGAUACCAGCACAGAGGUUGGAAAGAAUGUAGAGAUUCCCUGCAGUGCACGUGGAGAACCUCAGCCCACAAUCAGCUGGAGCAAGACUGGUGUUCAGAUUACUGAGAGUGGCAAAUUCCAUGUGAACUCGGAUGGCACUCUUACAAUCAGAGACUUAGGACAAGGAGACCAGGGGAGAUAUGAAUGUGUUGCAAGGAACUCUUUUGGCCUGGCUACAACCAGUAUGGUGCUGACUGUUACCAUAUCGCAAGGUAGACAAGCUGGUGAUAACUUUGUUGAAUCAUCCAUUCUCAAUGCCAUCCAAAAAGUUGACAGUGCAAUUAACUCCACAAGAAGAAAUUUGUUUUCGCAGCGUCCCCGGACUCCAAAUGAUCUGUUGGCUCAAUUCCACUAUCCACGGGAUCCUUUCACUAUAGAGAUUGCAAGAGCAGGAGAGAUUUUUGAGCAAACACUUCAGCUGAUACAGGAGCACGUUAAACAGGGUCUGCAUGUUGAUUUUGAUGGAAUAGAGUUUCGCUACAAUGACCUGGUUUCCCCACACUACCUCAGUCUGAUUGCCAAUCUCUCUGGAUGUACAGCUCACAGGCGUUUCCCAAACUGCUCUGACAUCUGUUUCCAUCAAAAGUACAGAAGCUACGAUGGAACAUGCAACAACCUACAGCACCCAAUGUGGGGUGCCUCUUUGAUUGCUUUCGAACGGAUCCUUAAACCUGUGUACGAAAAUGGCUUUAACUUACCCAGGAGUGUCAGUCAUGACUCUUUGUAUAAUGGCUAUCCUCUUCCACUACCAAGGCUUAUUUCAACAGAAAUGAUUGGUACAGAGACCAUAACUCCUGAUGAUAGGUACACGCAUAUGCUCAUGCAGUGGGGCCAGUUUUUAGACCAUGACUUGGAUCAGACAGUGCCUGCACUGAGUAUGUCUCGUUUUUCUGAUGGACAGUCUUGUAGCUCAGUGUGUACUAAUGAUCCACCUUGCUUCCCCAUCAUUAUUCCUCAGAAUGAUCCCCGAGUGACAAAUUCUAAAUGCAUGUUGUUUGUUCGCUCAAGCCCAGUUUGUGGAAGUGGGAUGACCUCUUUAAUAAUGAAUUCAGUCUAUGCAAGGGAGCAGAUAAACCAUCUAACAUCAUAUAUCGAUGCUUCUAACAUUUAUGGAAGCUCUGACAGGGAAUCAGAAGAGUUAAGGGAUAAUACAAAUCAACAUGGUCUCCUCAAGGAAGGCCUGCUUGUCCCAUCUUCUGGAAAGCACUUAUUACCAUUUGCCACAGGUCCCCCGACUGAAUGCACAAGAGAUGAAAAUGAAAGCUCUAUACCUUGCUUCCUUGCAGGAGAUCACCGAGCCAAUGAGCAGCUGGGCCUCACAGCCAUGCACACAUUGUGGUUCCGUGAACAUAACCGCAUAGCAAGGGCACUGUUGAAAAUGAACCCACACUGGGAUGGAGAUACUAUUUACAAUGAAGUCAGAAAGAUUGUUGGUGCGCAGAUGCAACAUAUUACCUAUAGCCACUGGCUACCCAAGAUCCUUGGUGACCAUGGCAUGAAGAUGAUGGGUGACUACAAAGGUUAUAACCCCAAUGUGAAUGCCGGGAUUAUUAAUGCCUUUGCAACUGCAGCUUUUAGGUUUGGCCACACAUUGAUCAAUCCGAUUCUUUAUCGCUUGAAUGAGACCUUUGGAGAAAUCCCACAAGGCCAUCUUCCACUCCACAAAGCUUUCUUUUCACCAUUCCGGAUAAUCCAGGAAGGUGGCAUUGAUCCACUCCUGCGUGGCCUUUUUGGCGUUGCUGGUAAAAUGCGAGUAUCUUCUCAGCUUUUGAACCUGGAGCUGACCGAGAGGCUUUUCUCCAUGGCACACUCAGUGGCUCUGGAUCUGGCAGCUACGAAUAUCCAGAGGGGGCGUGACCAUGGGAUUCCUCCAUACGUUGACUAUAGGGUUUUCUGUAAUUUAACCUCAGUUGAGAAGUUUGAGGAUCUUCACAAUGAGAUUAAAGAGCCAAAGAUUAGAGAAAAGCUGAAAAAGCUGUAUGGUACACCACUGAACAUCGACUUUUGGCCAGCUCUGAUGGUGGAGGACCUGAUUCCUGGUACAAGAGUGGGACCAACCCUAAUGUGCCUUUUUGUCACUCAGUUUCAACGUCUCAGGGAUGGAGAUAGGUUUUGGUAUGAAAAUCCUGGAGUGUUUACAAUGGCACAACUCACUCAGCUGAAGCAGGCCUCUUUGGCACGUGUACUCUGUGACAAUGGGGACAACAUCCAGCAGGUCCAGCCUGAUGUCUUCUUAAAGGCAGAUUACCCUCAGGGAUACAUGAGCUGCAGUGAGAUACCAAAGAUUGAUUUGAGAUUGUGGCAGGACUGUUGCGAAGACUGUAGGACAAGGGGACAGUUUGGGGCUCUGUCACACCACUUUAGGAGCAAACGGUCUGCUGAAUACAGUUAUCCCAAAGAGAAGCACAAAAGGGGUGAGGAGACCAGUACAAGAAGCAGACACCAGGGAGAUUUGCACAAGCAUAGAAAGGCAGCUAGUGCAACACAUCUCACUGACAUAGUAUCCAGUGGAUUUGCUCAGGAAUUCAGCCAUUUUGCUGCCGAAGUUGAUGAGACCAUUGCAGUUCUAAAACAGCAGAUAAACAAGCUGGAGGCUCGCCUGAGGCAGGAAGGUUGCAUGGAUGAUGGGAUUCAGCGGAAGGAAAAUGAACACUGGAUGAAGGAAGACUGCAUUAGCUGUAGCUGUAAGAAUGGCCAAAUAACCUGUACUGUGGAGACGUGUCCCUCAGUAGAGUGUUCGACCCCCACAAAGCUGGAAGGAAAAUGCUGUCCAGACUGCAUAGACAAUGAAAACCCUAUAGAAUCACCAAUAGAACUUGAACCUGAUUCCUCUGACAAGGAGCUACCUUUAGGAACUAUCUAGUAGGGGGCUGUAGUCUCCCAAUUCAAAGGUUCUGACAAGAAGUUACAAGCACUGCUGACUACAAUACCUGCACUAAAAUGUUUGAUGUAAAAACACUGAUGAAACAAUCAAGUCACUUUAGGCUUUUCACCAUGGUGGGCAUAUUCUAUAAAGUUAUCUUUCAACAUUGGUAGAUCUAAUCUAAGGGUGAGCAAGGGCAUGAAAGACUCUACUGAAAGCCCUUUACAGAUUAUUAUAUCUUGUACUCUGCCAUUGGAAGUUGUUAAAUGUUAGAUUCAUAAAUUCAAUUUUAAAUUUGUUGUUCUCCUUCUCCCAAAAGUCAGGGAGGCAAAAAGAUUUAAAAGCAUGGGAUUUCUUUGAAUCUUA
This is a messenger RNA of Terrapene triunguis (Three-toed box turtle), 4824 nucleotides long. RefSeq names its product peroxidasin like (gene PXDNL). Lineage: Eukaryota; Metazoa; Chordata; Testudines; Emydidae. Gene Ontology annotation, molecular function: protein binding; heme binding; peroxidase activity. The coding region runs from base 1 to 4458 and encodes 1485 amino acids. The record is from RefSeq and is a predicted model, not a curated record. The transcript has 26 exons. Gene Ontology annotation, biological process: response to oxidative stress.